This is a messenger RNA of Ambispora gerdemannii, 255 nucleotides long. The record is from the annotation of a GenBank genome assembly. Lineage: Eukaryota; Fungi; Glomeromycota; Glomeromycetes; Archaeosporales; Ambisporaceae.
AUGAGCGAGAAAUGUCUUGAAAAAAAAGAAAUAAAAUUGAGGAUGGAAGAGGCGGUGAAUGAAAGAAGAGAGGGACGAAAGAAGAGUGUGUGCGAAAUGGGCGAGAGGAACGACAAACGACGACAAACUUUUGGUGGCAGAGUUACCGAACACGUUAUUGAAAAAAGUACCGAGGUUUAUAGAAAUAGACAUGCGUUAUGCUGGUUGCAGCUCAAGAUUUUCCUUGGUGGUAACGGAUUGGUCGGAGAAAUUUGA